This is a messenger RNA of [Torrubiella] hemipterigena, 3756 nucleotides long. The record is from the annotation of a GenBank genome assembly. Lineage: Eukaryota; Fungi; Ascomycota; Sordariomycetes; Hypocreales; Clavicipitaceae.
CACAACAGUGGUCGGCUUGGUACUGCUGCCAUAGCACGCUUCACUCCGAUUGUCUGCUUCUAACACCAACCACGAAUUUCUAGGCACAUUUCCCCUGCAGCAGGACUAUUUAGGUGUCAUAUUUCUGUUAUCGUAUGGUUACAUACUGCUGGCGUCCUGGCUUCGACUGAAAUUCACGGUCGCGCGACAACGUGGCUCGUCGCCGUAAAACUCUCUGGAGAUCGCGAUCAUGAGCGAUCUUGACAAGGCUAUUGCGCAAUUGCGCGCUUGCAGACCGAUUCCCGAGGCUCAAGUCCGAGAGCUUUGUCACCGUGCCCGAGAACUGCUGAUUGAAGAGGGCAACGUAGUCACAGUCUCAGCACCCGUAACGAUAUGCGGCGAUAUUCACGGCCAAUUCCAUGACCUAAUGGAGCUCUUCCGCGUCGGUGGUGAUGUGCCCGACACAAACUACCUCUUCAUGGGCGACUUUGUCGACCGCGGCUUCUACUCACUCGAAUCCUUCCUCCUCCUCCUCUGUCUCAAAGUACGAUACCCCGACCGCAUGACUCUGAUCCGCGGCAACCACGAAUCACGCCAAAUCACCACCGUGUACGGAUUCUACGACGAAUGUCUUCGCAAAUACGGCAGCGCCAACGUAUGGCGCUACUGCUGCGAUGUCUUUGACUACCUCGCCCUCGGUGCCAUUGUCCUCGGCGCCUCCAACACACUCUCGCCAAGCCAGGACGAGCCUGUCGAUGACACCACAGAGAUUGAAGUCUGCGACCAAAACGGCUCCAUCAUCAGCCGCUUCGCGCGGCAGCGCAACCAGCCUGGCGACGGCUCCCAAGAACAGCAGCAGCAAAGCCCCAAUGGCGCCAGCGGCAGCUCUGGCGACAAGACAGGUCCUCCGGGCUCCGGCGCAUCAGGCUCAAGUAGCGGCAGCGUGGGCAACCCCGCCGGCGCGGUGCUCUGCGUGCACGGCGGCCUGAGCCCGCUCAUUGACACCGUCGACAAGAUCCGCCUCAUCGACCGCAAGCAAGAGGUGCCUCACGAGGGCGCUAUGUGCGACCUGCUGUGGUCCGACCCCGACGACAUUGACGGCUGGGGCCUGUCGCCCCGCGGCGCAGGCUUCCUGUUUGGCGCCGACAUUGUCAAGGUCUUCAACCACCGCAACGAUCUCAGCUUGAUUGCGCGCGCUCACCAGCUUGUUAUGGAGGGCUUCAAGGAGAUGUUUGACAGCUCCAUUGUCACAGUGUGGUCGGCGCCCAACUACUGCUACCGGUGCGGCAACGUCGCCGCGGUGCUGGAGCUCUGCGAGGACGAGUCGGGCACGGGCGUCUUUGCGCGCAGCAACGGCGACGUCGGCCGCAGUGACGGAGGCGCCGCGGGUAGGGGCUUAUUGAUGGAAUCCGAGGACGGGCUUAGAAGCGGCCCAGCAAGACGGUACCGGGUCUUCCAGGCAGCGCCGCAGGAUUCCCGCGGAAUGCCGGCCAAGAAGCCCGUUGCUGACUACUUUUUGUAAAAUGAAAUGACACCUUCUCUGGCGGAGAUGAAAUUAUGUCUACAGCGGCGUUUACAGCGAGCUGGCUUACCACCGGCUUUUGCUUUUCUCUUUCUUUUGCAGUCCUUUUGGGCUCAUGCUGUGGGAAAUCCAUGGCUCGGCUUAGACUGGCGAAAAGGAAUCGUGUGAAAUACAGGAUUGACUUAGGGUACGGGGACAAAUUAGCAUGGAGUUUAUUCUUAUUUUUUUCUAUUACACUUUGUUUUGAAUCACUUUAAAAUUUACCUGGAAACUUUGACUUGGGAAAAAGUGAACGAUUGCACAGAUGUAGACGUUGUGGCCUGUGAAGAAAUAGAAGAAGAAAAGCUUUGAUUUUGUCUAUGCCGCGGAAAAUGAGGUAUAUGAAGAAGUGUCAACAGAACAGGUCAUAACAAAAAGCAUUGUAAAAGGCACCCUGUCAUCCGCCGUCGGUUACUCUAUGUAAAUUCUGGUCUGGCUUCCAGAAGAAUGUACUAACUUGGUCUCUGAAAGACUCGUCAUGAAAAAAAGGGAAAAGAGGCAAGAAAACUCGCAAAAGAAAACAGGCCAAUGGCCCAUAGCGUAGUGUACAAGAAGAGAAAUAUCCAGUCCAAGUCAGCGUACGCCCACCCGCGCGCUGAGGAUUGGACGCAGGCAUCAUAAGUAUCCUGGUGGGUGACUGAAGUUCCCACUUUGGUGUUGGGAGUAGAUUUCAGAGUUGUCGUUAUAAUUGCCAGCGGUAUGUGCGUUUGUGUGCAUGGAGGAGGUGGUAGCGAACACACGAUGGAGUUGUUGCGUGUAAGCCGCGGGUGGCUGUGUCGUGUACGCUCCAGUGCCGCUCUGCAUCGAGUUGGGGCCGCUAAACAUGCCAGCUGAAUACAUCUGGUUCUCGCUGCUGCUGAGAGAUGAUCCGUCCAACUGGGAAUCCUGCUGCUGGUUGUAGCUCGACGAAGUGUCGCCUGACAGGCUGUCCCACGAUGCUGAUGUUUGGAUGGUGGCGACGCUACCUGGCGAUGUGGAUGGCAUGAUCUGGCUAGGAAGCAUAAACGGCGAGCUAGAUUCCAAGCUUGCUAACCGCCGCGGUGCUAUAACUUGGUGUAGAGACUGUACUGUAGCACUUGGGUCGAGUUGGGUCGAGGAGGAUGGCUGUUGCUGUCGAUCAGGGCGCUGCAAGUAGCGUGCAAUGUACUCGUCACUGAAGCCGUGCUCGAGCAGCAAGUCUCGGAGUUUCUUGUUUUCUUCGGCAACCUUUCUGGCGGCAACUUGUACUUCUGCAGAUGCUUCUACACCCUGCAUUUCAAACAUCCGCAGGCGCUGCUCCAAUUCCUGUACAUAUUCCCGUUUGCGGGCCCUUGACCGUCUCUGAUUGUCUCUGAUGCGGGCCAGGUUUGCCUGGUGCUAAUUGUAUCUGUAAGCAAAAGGAGAUGCAUGUAUAUCAUUUGUAAGGGGGUUCACUUACCUCUGGUGUUGACAUUGUCUCGUGUUGGUGUGCCAAUAACAGACGACCAGCUGUUUUUGCGUCGUCUUCUCUGGUAGUGUAUUGGUUGUUGGGGUGUAGUAGUAGCGCAAAUGGGCGAGUGUCUGUUUCUUUUGUGUUUUGAGAACUUUGUGUACUAUGCUCGCUGCUAGUCAGGUAUAUCCCAAAGUCUUUUGGCUUUUUUUGGCAAUACUAUAUAGAGUUUUUGGAAGAGUGUUGUUGGCCAGAAAUCAGGCGAUACUAAGAAGCUCCGCUCCAAGUCGUCCGAGGUGGAUAAAUUCCAAGAACUAGAUUGCAACGUUCUCUUGUGAUUUUCUAGUCAGUGCUAGAUUUCGUCGAGUCAACCAAGAGGCUUGUCGAAGAAGACUUGCAAUCAACAGAAGCAAUAGCACAGGGCGCAAACGCCAAGAGCCAGUCGGCCGUUGGCGAUGAAACCAUGAAUAGGCCUGGUGGUGAUUGCCAGACGCCAGGCGGGGAACGGCGCUUCCGGGUUUGGGAUUCGGCAGGGGAUAAUGGAUCGCCGCAGAAGAUGAGCGUACCGGGUCUGGCUGUUCUUUUUUUGUAACUGAAUUUUUUUUUUAUGUCUUGUCUUUGGGGGCAGAUUGUGAUCUUCUGGUGCCGCUGACUGGAUGGUUGCGCCACGGGCUUAGAGAAAGGACGCUACUACAGGAACUCCCUACUAGCCGGGCUACGGGUAUGCCAACGCCAUCUAGCUCGCUGCUGGGUGUGUGUUCCUGAGAGAGAUGCUGUCGGGUCCGAUAAAAGCUGAAGGGUCUUUGCU